UUUGUGGUUACUGAUAUUUAUCGCGUAUUAUUUAAGCUAUUAUUUAAGCUUUCUUUUCGUGUCUACAUUACCAAAUACCAAGAAUACAAAUUUAUUUUUAAAACAAAAGGUUGGCUUAUUUUCUUUACAAUGGCUAUAAAUCUUUUAAAACAAAACUUGCAAAAAAUAUGA
Rhizophagus irregularis DAOM 181602=DAOM 197198 is the source of this 171-nucleotide messenger RNA. The record is from RefSeq and is a predicted model, not a curated record. NCBI's taxonomy places the organism in Eukaryota, Fungi, Glomeromycota, Glomeromycetes, Glomerales, Glomeraceae.